AUGUCGAACGCCAACAAGCAGAAAGGCAAAAGCGAAGCCGACCUAGUGGACAAGCUAAACUACAAAAACUUGAGCGAUGUGAUGCUUCACGAGCUGACGUGUCUUAAGGCAAAUCGGCAAGUGUACCUAAAAAGGGGAGGCACCUUUUUCUUGAGUUCCAGGGAAGAGGCCCUUUCCGUGCUGAAGGAGAAGAAGAGUCAAACCGGGGAGAAGAACAGUAAGCAGAUCUGCACAAGAGCUACCCCCCCCGGUGAGAAAAGCCCCAAAGGGAAGUGA
Molecule: messenger RNA, 276 nt
Organism: Plasmodium vivax (malaria parasite P. vivax)
Lineage: Eukaryota; Apicomplexa; Aconoidasida; Haemosporida; Plasmodiidae
Exons: 2
Coding region: 1-276 (91 amino acids)
Source: RefSeq, a predicted model, not a curated record